CACCUGAAAGGAGUUGAUACUACCAGUUUACCGCAUAAUUCUGUUGUGUACGGGAGUUCAUCCCGCUCUUGGCGACUUUGUGCGGCAGUUUUUUUUUUUUGGAAUAAUUAUCCCAAACUUGGGAACGAUGGACUUCGAGACAUGACAUCAAAAUGUCUUCCCGAAACGCACUGGACUACGGAAGAAGCGGUCACGUCAUGCCCAACAGGCCCCCCGAUCAGGAACAACAAUGGUGCUUGAAACGUUAAUUGUCUCGUCAAGUAUAAAAACGAUAAGCCUAGUGGGCCAGUCGCUCUGGUUGAUUCCGCUGCUGCUCGCAGGCGUCGCCUACUACAACUACGACAAGUACGAUCCCGAAGCGCAUCCGCUAAAUCAGCAGAACCUGCACGCCGAGUAUGAUUUCGUGGUUAUCGGCGGCGGAUCGGCCGGCGCCGUCGUCGCCUCGCGCCUCUCGGAGGUUUACAACUGGCGGGUGCUCCUGCUCGAGGCCGGUCCCGACGAGAACGAGCUGACCGACGUGCCGUCGCUCUCCGCCUACCUGCAGCUGUCGAAGCUCGAUUGGGCGUACCAAAUCGAACCCACGGGAAAGGCGUGCUUGGGGAUGAAGGGCGGCAGGUGCAACUGGCCCCGGGGGAAGGUGCUGGGAGGAUCGAGCGUGCUGAACUAUAUGCUCUACGUGAGAGGAAACAGGCGCGACUAUGACAUGUGGGAGUCGUUGGGGAAUCCGGGGUGGAAUUACGACAACGUGCUGAAGUACUUCAUGAAGUCCGAGGACAACCGCAAUCCGUACCUGCAGAAGACGCCGUAUCACGGCAAAGGUGGACUGUUAACCGUGCAGGAGUCUCCGUGGCGUACUCCGCUUGUGGUAGCCUUUGUUCAGGCGGGUCGCGAGUUAGGCUACCCCAUGAGGGACAUCAACGGAGCGGAACAAGCGGGGUUUAUGAUCGCGCAGGGCACGAUCAGGAGGGGGUCGAGAUGCUCAACGGCCAAAGCCUUCCUGCGGCCCGUGCACUUGAGGAAAAACCUCCACAUAGCUCUCAACUCCUACGUCACCCGCAUACUCAUCGACCCCAUCGCGAUGCACGCUUACGGCGUUGAGUUCUACCGAAACGGACGGCGGCACGUGGUCAAGGCCAGCAAGGAGGUGAUCCUCUCCGCCGGCGCGAUUAACUCGCCGCAGGUGCUGAUGCUGUCGGGAAUCGGCCCCGAAGAGCAUCUGACCCAGAUGAAGAUUCCGGUGCUGAAAAACCUGCGCGUCGGUGAAAACCUCCAAGACCACGUCGCGAUGGGCGGCUUGACCUUCAUGGUCGAUAAACCGAUCGCGAUCGUGCAAGAUCGAUUCCAGGCGUUCGGCAUGACGAUGAAGUACGUGAUCGGAGGCAAAGGUCCCAUGACCACGCUGGGAGGUGUCGAAGGUUACGCUUUCAUGAACACCUACCUGGGGAACCGAUCCUGGCCCGACAUCCAAUUCCACAUGGCACCUGCCAGCAUUAACUCCGACGGAGGAAGACGCGUGCGGAAAAUCUUGGGUUUGACCGACGAGCUCUACAACGCCGUCUACAGGCCGAUUUCAAACAUGGACUCCUGGACGAUAAUGCCGCUACUGUUAAGGCCGAGAUCAAGGGGGUGGGUUAGGUUGAAGAGCAAAAACCCGUUUCGGUACCCGAUCAUUCACGCAAACUACUUUGACGACCCCUUCGAUGUCACCACCUUGGUGGAGGGGGCGAAGCUGGCCGUGAAGAUUAGCGAAGCCGACGCGUUCAAGCAGUUUGGUUCGCGGCUAUACCAAACCAAGUUCCCCAACUGUCGGAAUUUGGAGUUCGGCAGUGACGCCUACUGGGAGUGCCACAUACGCACCAUGAGUUUCACAGUGUACCAUCCCGUAGGAACCUGCAAAAUGGGACCGGCAUGGGAUCCCACCGCCGUGGUGGAUCCAAGACUGCGCGUGUACGGACUUAAGGGACUGAGAGUGAUAGAUGCCUCCAUAAUGCCCACGAUUCCCAGUGGGAACACUAACGCCCCUACCAUAAUGGUGGGCGAGAAAGGGGCCGAUUUAGUGAAAGAGGACUGGCUGCGCCGAAAACGGUAGCAAAAGUGCCAUAUCUUUCAUUCUAAUUGCCACGAUUGUUAUAAUUGUACAUACUUGUUAAUUAAAUGCAUAGUUUUUUUUCUA
This is a messenger RNA of Photinus pyralis (common eastern firefly), 2173 nucleotides long. Its product is annotated as glucose dehydrogenase [FAD, quinone]-like. The record is from RefSeq and is a predicted model, not a curated record. Gene Ontology annotation, molecular function: oxidoreductase activity, acting on CH-OH group of donors; flavin adenine dinucleotide binding. The transcript is spliced from 2 exons. Bases 230 to 2089 code for a protein of 619 amino acids. NCBI's taxonomy places the organism in Eukaryota, Metazoa, Arthropoda, Insecta, Coleoptera, Lampyridae.